AUGGUCAAUGUAGCUGGCCGUUCGAAAGGAUGCUCAACCUGCCGCAGACGCCGUGUCAAGUGCGACGAGACCCAUCCUACUUGUCAAAGAUGUGAAAAGGCUGGUUUCCAUUGCGAUGGACCACAAACGACCGUCUUCAUACAAGGUAAGAUUGUCAAGUCUAGAAGGUCGCAGAAGCCAAAGAGCAGCGUGGCAGACACAGAUACUACGACAGUAUGGAGAAGGCAAAGCGUGGAAGAAUCGACAUCGGCCUCUCCUGACCACCAUCUUACAAUUCCCGAAGUCAAGAUCAGGCUCAACAAGAAUGAGGUCUACAUCUGCUAUUUGCGCCGCCAUCUGCUCCCCAAUGGUCCCAUCGACCUAGGGCUCCAGGAGCUCCAAGCCCCGGACAUCGGCAUAGAGUAUCCAUCGACAAAAACAGCAGAUGCUCCACUAUUUGUCCAAGCUUCGCUUAGUUUCGCUACCCUCUUCUUCGGUUCGCGAUAUCAACAAAAAGAGAUUCUCACCCAGGGCUACGCUAUACACGGUGUAGCUCUCAAACGACUGAAUCAAGCUUUGGGUCUACCAGAACGCCGUACGCACGACGAUGUCAUCGUUUCCGUUGUCAUUCUGACAAUGCUUGAACUCUUCAUACCUACUGGCCCUAAGAACUGGCUCAAACACAUGCUUGGAUUGGAACAGCUUCUGGCGUUACGUGAUCCGGAAUCUUUGGUAUAUGCAUCGUUUCGAACGCUGGAGCUGUACAAAGGUGUGCGACACAUGAUACUGAUUGCAUCCUUGAGGAACAGAACACCUUCUAUCUUUGCGCGACCGCAGUGGAAGACUGUAUUGAGGACAGCACUUUCGUUGGAAACUCCGGAAGAACAAGAUUUACACGAUGUGCUCGCAGAUUGCUCGGUGCUAAUGGCCAUUAGCGAUGAGCUUUUCAAAUCUCGGCAUGUAUCUGGCUCAGGAUAUUCACGACGACGAAUGGAAAUCCAGUGCAGAUGCCAGGAAUUGCUGUCAUUUCUCGGAGCCUGGAAACUCAGAUGGGAUAAUAAUGAAGAGAACUUCUAUAUCGAAGAAGAUUAUGUCGAAACGGACACAGCUGGGACACCGUCACGUACUAUUUACAGGUUCAUGAACGACUCAGUCGCGCGGAUGUUGAUGUUGUACAACACAGCUCUGAUCUACGUACUCAGAAUCAUGGCUACAUUGGAAGUUACACAGCACAGUCCUUACCGUAGCCCGAACGAUGUCUUACAAGGAGGUGCAGACGCAAAUAUCAUCACCGAGAGUUCUUACUACCCCAUCAUCCAUGCAGCAGGGCUGGAUGUCGCCCGCUGCGUCAAGGACUACUUACAGCACAAACGUGCGCGUGGAGACAUGGACUUUGCUUCUCCUGUCGUUCAGUGGGCUGUGAUUACUGCCGGGAAGGCACUCCUCUCUGAAGAAACCGAAUGGAUGGUUGGAUUCUUGGAAGGAGACGCCACGUUUGACGUGGCGAAGAGGGCGUGGGAAUUCUAA
Molecule: messenger RNA, 1506 nt
Organism: Alternaria atra
Lineage: Eukaryota; Fungi; Ascomycota; Dothideomycetes; Pleosporales; Pleosporaceae
Exons: 2
Coding region: 1-1506 (501 amino acids)
Biological process (GO): regulation of DNA-templated transcription
Molecular function (GO): DNA-binding transcription factor activity, RNA polymerase II-specific; zinc ion binding
Source: RefSeq, a predicted model, not a curated record